Messenger RNA from Etheostoma spectabile (orangethroat darter), 2085 nucleotides. It is a transcript of the gene hsd17b1, whose product is annotated as hydroxysteroid (17-beta) dehydrogenase 1. Gene Ontology annotation, biological process: estrogen biosynthetic process. The transcript has 6 exons. Gene Ontology annotation, molecular function: estradiol 17-beta-dehydrogenase [NAD(P)+] activity. The record is from RefSeq and is a predicted model, not a curated record. Lineage: Eukaryota; Metazoa; Chordata; Actinopteri; Perciformes; Percidae. Bases 781 to 1653 code for a protein of 290 amino acids. Gene Ontology annotation, cellular component: cytosol; cytoplasm.
GUUAGACAUAACAUAAAAUAACAAUUUCCCUCAACACAAGCUUGGGACAAGGACACAGGGUCUCCAAAUUCAGAGACCUUCUGAGAACAGCACUUAGCAAUUUCCCUCGUCCAUCCCUUGAACUCAAAGCCAUUGUGCUGCUCUCUGGCUAUUCUCAGCCUCAUUGUCUUGCAGUAAUGUGGCCAAUGGAGCAGCCAGAGAUUAGUCUUACUGAUAUUAUGUUUUGCUGCCAUCUGGUGCAAAUUUGUUGUGCAAUUCACAGGAUAAACAGGUACUGCAUGGCAGAGCUAACUAGAGCACUGUUGUGUUCAAAAGCCAUUUUAAUUGAAAUAAAUAGGGCACCCCACCCCACAUCAGUUACAGAAAGAUUUGUAUAUACACAUCCAAAAUAUAUGUAAUAUAAAUUUACACCAUUAAUCAUGUAUGUCAUUGGAAGUAUAAACAACUCUGUGCAACCCCAACACACACAAACACAGUAAUGUUUCCCACAUGUCUGUCUCAAUAGAAAUAAAUCAACUAUACUAACAAGGACAUGUGAAAAACUGGGAGGACUCCAGGUGGCCGAUAACAGAAAGAUGUUUAGGAUUGACUGGCCUUGUGAUAGCAAAAUAUGUGGCAUCAGAAGAUGAGCUUUUACAAGCCUCCAUCUUAUAAUGAAAACAAACUUUAUUUAUAUUGCACCUUUCAAAACACAGUUACAGAGUUCUUCAGAAUAAAAACAGAACAUUCACCUUCAUGCUGUAGCUGCUCUCUGUUGAAGCAGACAGUUAGAGAGACUCCAUGGACAAGAAGGUAGUGCUGAUCACAGGCUGCUCCUCUGGGAUCGGUCUUAGCCUGGCCGUCCGGCUAGCCUCUGAUCCCAACAAAACAUUCAAAGUGUAUGCCACGAUGAGAAACCUGGCGAAGAAAGAGCGUCUUUUAGAGUGUGUGAAAAGCCUGCACAAGGAUACCUUGGACAUACUCCAAAUGGAUGUGACCAGCCGGCAGUCCAUCCUGGAUGCGAGGGAAAGGGUUGUGGAGAAACGAGUGGACAUUCUGGUGUCUAAUGCUGGUGUGGGUUUGAUGGGGCCGCUGGAGGUAAUGUCCUUAGACUCGAUGAGGCAGAUUCUGGAGGUCAAUCUCCUCGGUACCAUCCAGACCAUCCAGGCUUUCCUGCCGGAGAUGAAGGCUCAAGGCCAGGGCCGGAUUCUGGUCACCGGGAGCACUGGAGGGCUUCAAGGUCUCCCCUUUAAUGAGGUGUACUGUGCCAGUAAAUUUGCAAUAGAGGGAGCAUGUGAGAGUUUGGCUGUCCUGCUGCAACACUUCAAUAUCCAUGUGAGUCUCAUUGAGUGUGGCCCAGUCAACACUGACUUUCUGGUCAACCUGCAGAAGGCAGAGCUCGGGGAUGUAUGUCUCCAACAGGUCGAUGCUCACACUCUCAGCCUUUAUGAAAAAUACCUGCACCACUGUGGCUCCGUUUUCCAAAACGCAGCCCAGGACACUGAGGACAUUGUAAAGGUAUUUCUGGAUGCCAUCCAGUCACCCAGCCCUGCAUUCAGAUACUUCACCAGCGGUAUCGUGCCACCUCUCACCAGACUAAAGAUCACAGAGCCAGAUGGCCUGCGGUACAUCAGUGCUUUGAGCAAAACCAUGUUCUCAGCUGAGGAACAAUAAUUUUGCCUUGUUUUCAACCAAGCCAAUACUUUAUCAUAUUUGUCUUUAUGUUCUUUAAGUGAAUACCUUCGCUCAUUCGGUUUUGAUAUAAUGAAUAAAGUUGACACACUGUGACUCACUGUGGUUUCUUAACUGGAAAGGGCAGUUCGUUCAGUUUUUUUUUUUUUUUAGAAGAGUUCACAGUGACUCCAUGUUUCUAUUUUUGGAUGUCACUUAUCAAAAAGUACAUUCCUUAUCACAGUAUAAAGAAAAAAAAAACAUUUUCUUUUUGGUGGAGAACUAUUUGAUGAGGUAAUGUGUUUUCAGAGACACAACAGCUUUUACAAUCCAGUCAUUUGAUAGUGUUCUUACCACACGUUGGCAUAGUUUCACAGGGAUCCGUGUGCUAUAUGACAGUUUCCCAUCACAUUGUUAAAUGUGAAACACUCCCAA